This is a messenger RNA of Penicillium maclennaniae, 1401 nucleotides long. RefSeq lists its product as uncharacterized. NCBI's taxonomy places the organism in Eukaryota, Fungi, Ascomycota, Eurotiomycetes, Eurotiales, Aspergillaceae. The transcript is spliced from 3 exons. Gene Ontology annotation, cellular component: nucleus. Gene Ontology annotation, molecular function: zinc ion binding. The record is from RefSeq and is a predicted model, not a curated record. Bases 1 to 1401 code for a protein of 466 amino acids.
AUGUCGUACGCCGUCGAAUCGAAGAAGCGCAAAUUCCACCGAGUACUAGAGUCGAUUUCUAAACCGCUUUCUUCGGAGACUACCGCGAAACUGUCGGCAUCGAAGUCCGCGCCGGCCGCCGCAGCGCGGACUCACCUCCCCGGUGAUCUUUCUAUCAAGAAGGUCCGACUGAGCAGUAACGACAGUUCCGACGUUGCAUCAAUUCGAAACUCCAUUUUUAAGACUUCACUUCCAUCCGCACGAGUCUCAUCAACCUCUUCCUCCAGUCGCCCGACUUUCGUUCCUUGGGACCGCGAACGGUUCUUGGAGCGGCUUGAGACCUUUCGCCGGGUCGAUCGGUGGACACCAAAGCCAGCACCGAUAAAUGAAGUACAAUGGGCGAAGUGCGGAUGGAUCUGUACAGAUGUUAUGCGCGUGAGUUGCGUCAGUGGUUGCGGCGGCUCCGUCGUGGUCAAAGUACCUGAUGAGAUCGACGAGCUUGAUGGGUAUGAUGUCGAAAAGGUCCAGGAGCGAAAGCAAGUCCGGAUGAAACUUGUGGAGGAAUACGAGAAGCUCUUAAAGGAAGCGCAUGGCGAGAACUGCCCAUGGCGCAACAAGAGCUGUGAUGCAACCAUUCAACAUCUGCCAUUGGCGAACCCAGACAUCGCCAUCGCCGGUCUUCGGGAACGCUACGUAGGCAUCGCGAAAUUGGGCGAUAAAUUACCGGCUGACGACAUCAUACAAGCCCCCGAAGGCUUCGACAUCGAAGCGUUAAUAAAAAUAUUGCCUGAGGAUUGGUCUACAGAAUCUCAAAAUUCCUCGGAUACACACACAGCUGAAGAAAACAAUGCUGCUGAUCAAGAAGAAGUUUCACAGCCGUCGACCCCAACACCAGCAGGGGCAAUUUCAAAGCCUGCUAUCCCUUCAACACAGCAUAUCAAUCGAGCAGCAUUAGCACUGGCCUUCUUUGGUUGGAACGCAGUAGCGGACGCAGCUGCUGGCCUAGUUAGCUGCAAGGCAUGUUUCCGUCGUCUAGGUCUCUGGAUGUACAAACCGAAGGAAAAUGGGGAUGUCACUGUCUACUCGUCAUUGGAGGUGGCUAGCGAGCAUAUGGAAUACUGUCCCUGGAUAGAUCGCUUCGCUCAAAGCGGAACAGGCCGGGCCGGUGAGAAGCCAGAAGAGUUACGCAGUGGCUGGGAGGCUGUGUCGGAAGCUCUCAGGGUGAAGCACCGCCGGCGCAUUCGGUCCACGGCAUUGGAAUCGCCGCGUACUGAAAGAAGUACCUCCCCUGCGCAGACAUUUGGCGGUGAAGAGGACGAUGAGAAGAAGAAGAAGGCCGAUCGUGAAUGGUGGGCAAAAAUCCGGCGGAUGCGGCAGGUCUUGACGCCCAGGACUCCGCGUCACAAGUCUACUAACCCUUAG